This is a messenger RNA of Lemur catta (Ring-tailed lemur), 6901 nucleotides long. RefSeq names its product OTU deubiquitinase 7B (gene OTUD7B). Gene Ontology annotation, cellular component: cytoplasm; nucleus. The record is from RefSeq and is a predicted model, not a curated record. Lineage: Eukaryota; Metazoa; Chordata; Mammalia; Primates; Lemuridae. Gene Ontology annotation, molecular function: cysteine-type deubiquitinase activity; DNA binding; K63-linked polyubiquitin modification-dependent protein binding. Bases 409 to 2940 code for a protein of 843 amino acids. The transcript is spliced from 13 exons. Gene Ontology annotation, biological process: protein K11-linked deubiquitination; protein deubiquitination involved in ubiquitin-dependent protein catabolic process; protein K63-linked deubiquitination.
AAAGCCACCGAUCCCGAACCAGCCGCCGUAGUCGGAGUGGCAACCGGGUGUGGAGCGGGCAAAAAGCCAUUGGGGGAGGCCAGUCCCGAUCAGUCCCGGCUGGCUCCAGCUCUAGAUCCUGUGCGGAGCAACAUCCGCGGUCACAGUCUCCGCCACCGCCUCCGCCUCCUUCGUCGUCUGGGGAGGGACCGGCCAGACCCCGGGGUCACUGCCGAGGAAUGAGGAGAGGCGGCCGGGCCCCGCGCUCCGCCCCGGCCUAGGGCCUUGCCCCAGGAGCCGCGAGGUGCACCAACCUGUGGGGAAGUCUCAAGACUAUGGCUGGAUUCUCCUCAAGAGCUUAUGGUAGGGGCCUAAAUUUUGAUCUGUGUCCUACCUGCAUCCAGCUGCCUGAAAGUACUUGAUGAUCACAUGACCCUGGACAUGGAUGCUGUCCUGUCGGAUUUUGUCCGUUCCACAGGAGCAGAGCCAGGGCUGGCUCGAGAUCUCUUGGAAGGAAAGAAUUGGGAUGUGAGUGCUGCUCUCAGUGAUUUUGAACAGCUACGUCAAGUCCAUGCUGGGAACCUACCACCAUCCUUUAGUGAAGGGAGUGGUGGCUCCAGGACCCCUGAGAAAGGGUUUUCUGAUAGAGAGUCAACUCGCCCUCCCCGACCCAUCCUACAGCGGCAGGAUGACAUCAUUCAAGAAAAACGCCUGUCUAGGGGCAUCUCCCACGCCAGCUCCAGCAUUGUUUCCCUGGCCCGGUCCCAUGUCUCCUCCAAUGGUGGGGGUGGGGGGAGCAGUGAGCACCCCCUGGAAAUGCCCAUCUGUGCCUUCCAGCUUCCAGAUCUCACUGUGUACAAUGAAGACUUCCGCAGCUUCAUAGAGAGAGACCUCAUUGAGCAGUCCAUGCUGGUUGCCUUGGAACAGGCAGGGCGUUUGAACUGGUGGGUGAGUGUUGACCCCACCUGUCAGAGGCUGCUUCCUUUGGCAACUACUGGAGAUGGGAACUGCCUCCUGCAUGCAGCCUCUCUUGGCAUGUGGGGGUUCCAUGAUCGGGACUUGAUGCUGCGGAAAGCUUUGUAUGCACUGAUGGAGAAGGGAGUCGAGAAGGAAGCACUGAAAAGGCGCUGGAGAUGGCAGCAAACACAGCAGAAUAAAGAGUCAGGGCUGGUAUACACAGAGGAAGAAUGGCAGAAAGAAUGGAAUGAACUGAUAAAGCUUGCCUCAAGUGAACCCCGAAUGCAUCUAGGUACCAAUGGAACCAACUGUGGUGGGGUGGAGAGUUCAGAGGAGCCUGUAUAUGAGAGCCUAGAAGAGUUCCACGUCUUUGUUCUUGCUCAUGUGCUUAGGAGGCCCAUAGUCGUUGUGGCAGACACCAUGCUGAGGGACUCUGGAGGGGAAGCAUUUGCCCCUAUUCCCUUUGGGGGAAUCUAUCUGCCUUUGGAGGUCCCAGCCAACCAGUGUCACCGCUCCCCUCUGGUGCUUGCCUAUGAUCAGGCCCACUUUUCUGCACUUGUGUCCAUGGAGCAGAAGGAGAAUGCCAAGGAACAAGCUGUGAUCCCACUUACAGAUUCAGAACAUAAGCUGCUGCCGUUGCACUUUGCUGUAGACCCUGGAAAAGGCUGGGAGUGGGGGAAAGAUGACAAUGACAAUGUCCGAUUGGCCAGUGUAAUUCUGUCCCUAGAGGUCAAAUUGCAUCUGCUGCAUAGCUACAUGAAUGUGAAGUGGAUCCCACUAUCCUCUGAUGCACAGGCUCCUCUGGCUCAGCCUGAGUCCCCCACAGCCUCAGCUGGUGAUGAGCCCCGGUCCACUCCUGAGUCUGGAGACUCAGACAAGGAGUCAGUUGGCAGCAGUUCUACCAGCAAUGAGGGCAGCAGGCGGAAAGAGAAGUCCAAGCGAGAUCGGGAGAAGGACAAAAAGAGAGCAGAUUCUGUGGCUAACAAACUGGGCAGCUUUGGCAAAACCUUGGGCAGCAAGCUCAAGAAAAACAUGGGAGGCCUGAUGCACAGCAAGGGUUCUAAGCCUGGAGGGGUGGGAACAGGGUCAGGGGUAAGCAGUGGCACUGAAACACUGGAGAAGAAGAAGAAAAACUCACUGAAGAGCUGGAAGGGUGGCAAGGAGGAGGCAGCUGGGGAUGGGCCAGUAUCUGAGAAGCCCACAUCUGAGUCUGUUGGUAAUGGAGGGAGCAAGUAUAGCCAGGAGGUGAUGCAAAGCUUGAGCAUUAUGAGGAUUGCAAUGCAAGGGGAGGGGAAGUUUAUUUUUGUUGGAACCCUGAAGAUGGGUCACCGUCACCAAUAUCAGGAGGAGAUGAUCCAGCGCUACCUUUCUGAUGCUGAGGAGAGAUUCCUGGCAGAACAGAAGCAGAAGGAGGCAGAGAGGAAGAUCGUGAAUGGAGGGGUAGGGAGUGGGCCUCCUCCAGCCAAAAAGCCAGAGCCAGAUGGCGGGGAGGAGCAGCUGACUGCCCCCCCAGCAGAGUCCAAGGCAAUGGCAUUCUCUACUGGCUAUCCUGGGGGCUUUACUAUCCCUCGACCUUCUGGGGGUGGAGUCCACUGCCAGGAACCCCGGAGGCAGUUGGCAGGGGGUCCGUGUGUGGGGGGCCUACCACCAUAUGCCACCUUCCCCAGACAGUGCCCUCCUGGGCGACCCUACCCCCACCAGGACAGCAUCUCUUCUCUGGAGCCAGGCAGUCACUCCAAAGAUGGAGUUCACAGGGGUGCAUUGUUACCAUCCCCCUUCCGCGUGGCUGAUUCCUAUAGCAACGGCUACAGAGAGCCCCCUGAGCCAGAUGGAUGGGCUGGAGGUCCCCAGGGGCUUCCCCCAACCCAGACCAAAUGCAAACAACCGAACUGCAGCUUCUAUGGACACCCUGAGACAAACAACUUCUGCUCCUGCUGUUAUAGGGAAGAACUGAGGAGGAGGGAACGUGAACCUGGUGGGGAGCUACUGGUGCACAGGUUCUGAAUGGGUGGAACCUUGGAGGGCAAGGUGGCUAAACAAAGAAGGUUAAGCUCAACUAAUUGGCUCAUCAAGACCCAGCCCCCACGUUGACGGGACAAAUGCAGUAAUAUUUGUGGGAGCCUGGCUGGAAACAUUUAAGUGUGUGUGUGCUGGAGUGCUGCCAGGCUGGCAAGAGGAAGUCAGGGCUGAACGGUGCCUCAAGGGCUGUACUAUUCCUUUGCAGAGCUUGACUUGAUGGGACUAAGGAGGUACAAGGGGAAAGGUGGUGAUUCUGUCUUAUAACCCCUUGGGUCGCAUCCCAGGACCUAAGGAAAAGUAAUAGGGGAAGGAUUGGGGUGUGUGUCUGGGAGGUAGGCAGAAGUCGGGAGGAGGAACAGGCAAGCAGGUUCUCAGUAAAAAAAAGAAAAAAAUAGACCAAAGUUCUUUAGGUUGGAAAAAAGCACAUGGUGGUACAAUUGGGAGUGUGGAGGGAAAUUUGGAAAUUGGACACGUUUGCUAUUGAUUUGAAUUAAGGUAGAAAUUAGGGUUGUAUAAAUUCUUCCUCCUGGGAUCUGGAAAGACAAGGCAGUGUGCUUAUCGGUGUUUGUUAGGAGGGAGGGGGUAGUUUAAAUCACAGUUUAUUGAGAUGGGAAAGGGAGGAACUUAAAAGGGGAAUUGUUUUCCUCUUGAGUUUUAUUUCCUUCUAAACAGUCAUCUGUCAUCAGUUCUAGUUUGAGAGGAGAUUGCCCCCUACCUUUUCCUCAUCCUUUCUGAGGGCUGAGCUCAGCUAAGUUAAGAAGGGUUGUGAUUUUUUUUUUUAAAAAAAGACUUUUAUUUAAAAAAAAAAUGUUCCCUCUGGGAAGGGGAAGAGAGUGAUGAGAAGAGCAGCUGCGUGUGUUGACUUUUCUCCAGGUGAAUUGGUGCAGAGGUGAUCUGUUUUUAACUACUUAGCAAUAACCAUACAUUGGAGUUUGAGUGCAACUUGGGGAGGGAUGGGGGAAUGACAGACAUUUAGCCAGACUGUUUCAAACAAAACCAAAAACCUAAAUAGAGCACUACCAUCCUCUGUGGUAACUGGCUGCUGCGUUUCUGUAGAAAGCAACUUAUUUUAUUGACUAAUUCUUUUUAAGGAAAAGAAACAAAAAGACCCCAACAAGCAAAAACAUUUUAAAAAGUGAUUUUUUUUCCUACUUAAGUGAUUCUUUCUCCUUUCUCUCUACUUUUGGAGAAUGAACUUAACAUCCUGGCUUCUUUUGUUAAGCCAUAGCUGACCUUAAUCUGUGGUUAGUUUAUUAAAAUAAUAAAAAAAUACUUUGUAAGAAGAGAUAUUUUUGAUAAUAGGACUGAUGUUGAAACAUGGGAUGUGGGUUGGGGCAAUUUAUAAAAAGGUAGUUAGAGAAGUAUAUUUUAGUGAACUAUAACCACAGGUCACAGAUUACUCCCAAUGAGCUGAUCUGUCUUUGGAUUUCUCCCUUUCCCUGGCCCAACCCUGUUCUCUAGGGGGUGGGAGCGGGGAUGUGGACACAGUAGGGGGAGCUCCUUUGCAUUUUGCACAAAGCACAAGUCUGGACAGCUUAUGCUCUGGCCAGAGCCAUUUCUAAGAGCUUUAAACUGGAAGACCUAUCCUGGGCCAAUUUUCCUUUUUCUUUAUAUUUUUUCUGGGAAAAUAAAUCAGCUAUGCAAUUGUAUACACUCCUGGGUGCAUAUGAAGAAGGGGAAUAAGUGUACUUAAGUGUCCAGAGUAUUACUGGGGCUAUUUUUCUGUAUUUAGAUUUCUCUUUUGAGUUAUGUGCUCAUAAUCCAUCCCAUGGAAUGUAAUCCCACAUUUGAUCUAAGGCACACAUGGGCUGGGGGUAUGUGUGCGUGUGUUGGGGGGGACUCAAUUGCAAAUGUUCCUUCUACCCAGUCUGGAAAGUGUUCAUCCCAUUCUUCCUCAGGAACAAAGCCAGCCAAGAGUGGCCUCCUCGCUGGAACUGCUCACAGUUUAGAAAGCUUCCUUCCUCCUCAGCAAACUCAAAGUUACUUAUUUUUAAUCAUUUCCUAUGGCUAUUAAUUCUUAGGCUUUUAUUUGAAAAUAGAUUGCUUUUAAAGACACAGUGAUGUUCCAAAGGAGGGGAAGUCUAUGGGCAGGUCUGGAACCUAAUAUGAGAUGAGCACUCCCCUCAGGUGCAGAAUUUAAGGGGUACCAAAAAACUGAGUAAUCAAGAUACUUUUUUAAAACUGCAGUAUUUUAAAAAAAUAAUGUGAAAAAUUCAUGUUGAACAAAAUAGCAGAAUCUUAAAGACAAGACCUUGAUUAGAGUGAGAGAAGUGAGGCUAAAUUGAGCAAGUAUGGGAUGAAUCCUGUCUUUAUUUAAAUUUUUGAUACAUUGUCCAUCAUGGAUUUUUUUUACAUUAUUUUUGAUUUUUUAAAAAAUGUUGCAUUAAAAUAGUAUUUAUCUUGGUUACUGGGUUUUUUGGCACACCUUAAAUUUUGUGGCCAAGGUGAGUGCCCUGCUCACCCCACCCUAGUCCCUGUUUCUGGUGUCUGAAAACUGAUGAGACCACUACUGUGUGACACCUCCAUCCCCCAUCACACACCAAACAAGUGGCUCAAACACCCUGAAUUUGCAUGGCUCACCUAGCUUACCCUAAGGCUUAUCAUAGGAUGAUAGGCCUGAACCAAUAGGAAUGGAAACAGACCAGGGGUUUUUCCAGAGAAUAAAACCAGAAAAGUUUGAUUCUCCACUGGACUGCCGUGUUUGCAUUUGAUCAUUAGAUUCUAGUUAAUACUUUUGUUUUUAAAAACUAAGGACAAAUGAACAAAAAUAGAAACCUUGCAUCAUGUUUGUUUUUGUUUUUAUUUAUAAAUUAGCCAAUCGCAAUUCCUUUGCCUUCUUUUCAAAGAAAAAAAGAUGGAAAUUUCGAUGGGUGGUUUAGGGGUUCAUAUGGCAAAAUAGGGCAUUAGGCCCUAUAGCUUUUUAUUAAGAAAUUAUUUUUUAUUUGGGAAGGUAACUAUUUAUUGAGGCUUUGAAAAGCCUCUCCAUUCUAAGGAUGGUGGACCCUGAGACAAUGGCUAUUUUUUUAUAGUGGAUAGUGAAGUUUGUUUUGCUUUGUUCUUUGGGGGAGGGGUUAAGUGGGAUGGGAGGUAAAGGAAUAACGCCUGGGAAAUGGAGACACACUCAGAUCAGCUGUGGUAUUUUGGGAAGAUUUGGGGGUGGAAGAGGCAAGCCCAUGCAGUUACUGUGUUGGGGAGAAGGAAAGAAGGGGUAUGUUGUAUGCACUCAAAAUGAGCAAAAAUUCGUUAGUUAAGGAGGGGUAUGUGAGUGAAGGGGGAAGGGUAGAUGCUGUAACCCUAUAUGAGGGAUGAUAUCAUCUCUCAGGCUUAAAUUUAAGUGCACUUAGUUCCUUUAAUCCAAGGCAUCUGCAGUUCCUACUGAAGUUUUUAAUGAAAAGGGGAGAUUUUCAGGGUUCUUAUUUUUCCCCUUUUGAUUUAAGACAGUGCUACCCUCCCUGCUACAUUCUCUACCCCAUCUCCAAUGGAGCAAGUAUACUAAGGAUUGGUCUCUGAAUCUCCUCCUUAACCUAUGCUGGUUUUAUUGAAAGUUACAACUUAACCAAAAGUUUUUCCCCCAUACUGGUUUUUAUCAAAUAAAAAGAUUAUAUAAAAACAAUUUUUUUUAAGGUUCAGUCUCUUUAAGAUGGGGAUAGUGUUAAACAGUGCUGUACAGGGCCUUGGAAAGGAAGUACCUUCACUCUCCUAUUGGCUCAGUUUCUUCUCAAGUAAAACUAAAGCCCACAGACUACUAAAAAAUUAGAAGUGACUUCAUAUUGUAUGUUUGGGAGGUGAUACUGAGCCCAAAAGAGUGGAGCUGGUUGUGAAUGAAUUCUGAGAACGUAGCUUUUGCCAUUCAUACUUCUUUUAACCAUGUGUCCAAGGUUCCAGUCAUUUUUUUUCUCAAUAAAGGAAUAUUUCAGAGAUGAUUGUCCUUAAGUUACUCAGUCAC